AAGGUAAUUGAAACCAACCCUAAGCUCUUUUUAUCUCCGCCCUAAAGAUAGCCCCGAUUAUUGCUGACUUAAGUAUCGGAGUGUUUACCCCGAGUUCCACCUCGGGGCUUUGCAGAAAUGUCCGAAGUGCCAAUUCUUUGCACAUCUGACUCACCAACCUGCAGAAGAACUCACGAACUUGGUAGCACCAUGGUUGCACAAUGGGGACUAGAUCUUUUGGGUCCAUUCGUGAAAGGGGUUGGUGGUGUAACCCAUCUGGUUGUUGGUGUAGAUUAUUUCACAAAAUGGGUUGAAGCUCGGCCUUUAUCUAGUCUUACCUCCAAGAAGGUCGAAGAUUUUGUUUUCAGCUCGAUCAUCUGCAGAUAUGGGAUGCCAAAUCAAAUUGUGGCUGAUAAUGGAACUCAAUUCAAUUACUCCUCAUUCCGAGAUUUCUGUUCCAGUUAUGGGAUCAAGUUGCAGUUCACCUCCGUUUACCAUCCGGAGUCCAAUGGCAUGGUGGAAUCUGUUAACAAAUGCAUUUUAGAAGGAAUAAGGCCGAGAUUGGAGCAGCAUAAGGCCAAGUGGGCAGACGAGCUCAACAACGUCCUUUGGGCAUACAGAAUCACGAGCCGAACUGCUACAGGUGAAACACCCUACCACCUGGUCUUUGGUACCGAAGCAGUUAUUCCUGUUGAAAUAGGAGUCCCAAGCUUCCGGGUCACCCAUUUCGAUGAAGGACGAAAUGGACAACUGCUUCGGAAAAACCUUGAUCUGCUUGCUGAAGUCAGAGAAGAAGCUCGGCUUCGAACUCUCGUAUACAAGCAGAAACUAGCCAACUUCUACAAUAAACGAGUCCGCCCUCGAACAUUCAAAGUAGGAGACCUUGUUCUCAGAAAAGCUGGCCUAACAGGGUUUGAAACUCGUUUUGGCAAACUCGCCCCAAAUUGGGAAGGCCCUUAUGUCGUGGCCGAGGUACCACAUCCUGGUGCCUAUGUCCUCCAAGACGCUGAAGGAAAGAGAGUUUCUAGAGUCUGGAAUGUAAAUAACUUGAAGAAAUUUUACCCCUAAUAGAAUUCUUUCAAGAGAUCUAUGUCUUACAGUUCUUAUUUCAUGCUUAUCGAGAUUCAUUUUACCUCUUAUUCUAUGUAUCCGAGGUCAAUCAGUCUAUUCAUUCCUUGAACCUCACUUUUGAUUAAUAAAUGUCACUUCACAUA
Molecule: messenger RNA, 1193 nt
Organism: Rubroshorea leprosula
Lineage: Eukaryota; Viridiplantae; Streptophyta; Magnoliopsida; Malvales; Dipterocarpaceae
Source: the annotation of a GenBank genome assembly